CUGCGGGUCCCGGGGCAGCGCACGGGCAGCCGCGCACACCGCCGCCAGCCCGCGGCCGGGCGCCCCGCAGCCGGCGGGGAGCACCGCAGCCCCGAUGGCCAAGCAGCCCCCCGAGGCGAAGGCGCAGCUGCAGGGCGAGCGGCUGCCGGCCGAGGGGCCCCUUCGCCCCGGCGCCCCCGCCGCCCUGCCCGGCUCCCCCGGCAGCCCCGGGCCCUUCGCCACCCGCUCGCCGCUCUUCAUCUUCGUGCGGAGGUCGCCGCUGAUGUCGCGCUCCUCCAGCGGGUACUUCUCCUUCGACGCCGAGCGCAGCCCCGCGCCGCUCAGCUGCGACAAAGCCACGCAGACCCCCAGCCCGCCCUGCCAGGCGCUCAGCCACUGCCUCAGCGCCAUGGCUUCCCGGUGGCAUUCUCACUCGCUAGCAGAAGACGUACAGCCAGAAAUCUGGAUUGCACAGGAGCUGCGGCGCAUUGGAGACGAGUUCAAUGCCUCCUAUUGUCCAAGAAGGGGUUUCUUGGAUAACCAGGUGGGAAACCCCCAGAUUGUCAUUUUGCGUCUCUUGCGUUACAUCAUCCGCCUCCUCUGGAGGAUGCAGUGAAUGCUGAGCGCAUCCUGAGGUGCUGGGACUUACUUCCUCAUGGGGAAAG
Messenger RNA from Cuculus canorus (common cuckoo), 644 nucleotides. RefSeq names its product BCL2 like 11 (gene BCL2L11). The coding region runs from base 95 to 595 and encodes 166 amino acids. Lineage: Eukaryota; Metazoa; Chordata; Aves; Cuculiformes; Cuculidae. The record is from RefSeq and is a predicted model, not a curated record. Gene Ontology annotation, biological process: meiosis I. The transcript is spliced from 4 exons.